UUGGGCACGGCAACAACCCAGGUCAGCCACGCUCAGCGGGACGACGCGACCAUUCUCCACCCGUUCCCCAAAAACCAGCGGCGGCGACCACCACACCACCCAUGGCUCUGGCGGCGGCGAGAUCCGGCCUCCGGUCGCUGGCGGCGCGCGCCGCCCCAGCGAGGCGCCGCAUGUCUUCCUCCGUCCACGACGACGCCUAUGAGACGGCCAAGUGGGAGAAGAUCACCUACGCCGGGAUCGUGACCUGCACCCUCCUGGCGGCGUACAACCUCUCCAAGGGCCACCCCCACUUCGACGAGCCGCCGGCAUACCCCUAUCUGCACAUCCGCAACAAGGAGUUCCCCUGGGGACCUGAUGGCCUGUUUGAGACGAAGGACCACCAUUGAGCACUGAAUAGCACACCUUCUGGAGUCCGUGCAUGUUUUAAAGAGUUAUCUGGUUGUUCCAGUGAUUUUCUUUUCCAUUGAAACCUAUUUGCAGCAACAAGAAAUAAGAAUGACGAAACUCUUGUGUUGACAGUCAGGUCUUAACUGUGUUGUUAGCUAUUACCUGUCUUGUUUUUUCUUUCCGGCCCACAUAAAAAAUGACAUCAAGUUCAAAUUGCCCAGUUUCAGGAAACGGUGUCACUAUAUGAAAAGUUGUUGAUCA
Molecule: messenger RNA, 648 nt
Organism: Setaria italica (foxtail millet)
Lineage: Eukaryota; Viridiplantae; Streptophyta; Magnoliopsida; Poales; Poaceae
Product: cytochrome c oxidase subunit 6a, mitochondrial
Exons: 4
Coding region: 102-386 (94 amino acids)
Biological process (GO): mitochondrial electron transport, cytochrome c to oxygen
Cellular component (GO): mitochondrial inner membrane
Molecular function (GO): enzyme regulator activity
Source: RefSeq, a predicted model, not a curated record